Molecule: messenger RNA, 3181 nt
Organism: Cygnus olor (mute swan)
Lineage: Eukaryota; Metazoa; Chordata; Aves; Anseriformes; Anatidae
Gene: UROC1
Product: urocanate hydratase 1
Exons: 21
Coding region: 1034-3088 (684 amino acids)
Biological process (GO): L-histidine catabolic process
Molecular function (GO): urocanate hydratase activity
Source: RefSeq, a predicted model, not a curated record
AGUGACAGUUAGCAUCCUUCAGAGGGUUUGAGAGUGGUGCGCUCAGCUCCCCUGGGACGUUCUGAGUUCUUUCAACUCAAGCAUCUUCAGCGGGAGCUGGGGAAAUGCAGUAUGUCCUAGAGCUACAGGCAGUGUGACAUUAAUGAGAUGCUGUCAUUUGAUAAUUAUGCUUUGUCGCCAUUGCUUGUUGAUUGCUGCCUUUGUGAAAAAAAUAACAUGGCAUUUUUUUUAUUCCUAGGUUUUAGGCUUGUCACUAACUGAAAAGUUUCUUCCAGAUAAUUUCACCAGACUUAAACUGUGGCACUUGAGAAAAUUCCCUGGCCGUUGAGUUGUAGUUCCGUGGAUGUAAUAAAGGUCAAGAAGCUCCUGUAUAAUUUAAACAACAACUCAAAAUGGGGAGCAAAGUUCAUGUUGCUCUUUAAGUGGAAAGUCAAAGUUAAGCAUGUUCGUUUACUUGUGAUGUCUGGAUGGCAACAACGUAAGACUUUCCAGUUGUUGUUGACUGUAGGUUAUAAAAGUGACUUAAAACUGAAAGCCUUAAUUUCUCUUCCUUAUUAUUGCCUGUCUUGAGGAAAGCAGUAACAGAGCUAAUGUUUUCAGUUUAGUACUACUAAAACCCAGGCAUGCCUGUGAGCUAAGAGGAGCUAAAAUCUAAGGGGGACAUUUUGCUGUUAUCAUUGACAGCUGCUGCUGUCCAGAGGAUGCAGCCUGAUGAUAUCUGAGGAACAGCCCAUACCUAGAGGUGUCAGGCAGAGAAUGCACAUCUUAGCUGAACAGUGUGUAUGAACAAUGACAUGAAUAAUGAUGAUUUGCUUUAGUCAGUUCCUGAACUAUAGAAAUGUAAAAGCACAAUCCCUGAAGUCUCAAGCAAGGUUCAUGCUCCAGACCCUGACUUUCGCUGGGGUGCUGGGGGAACCGGAUAAUGUGGAAAGUGACUGCUCUAGUGGCUUAGCACAGCACCACCUGACAAAGCACCCAGAGAACAAACAGCAAAACUGUGAAUCAUUCAUUUUGGAGGAGGACAGGAGAGCCAAUGGCAUGGCACAGUGGGGCAGCUAUGACCAGCCUGAAGGAAAUCUGUCGUGGCCUUCCUCUAAACCCUUUGCCUGAAAACAGAGGUCGGAGGAAAGGAAUACCCCAUGCACCUGUGAGAACCCCUAAUCUCACUGCUCAGGAGAAAAAGCUUGCUUUGCGUAACGCCUUGCGUUAUUUCCCACCUGAAAUACAAAAGAAGUUGGUGCUGGAAUUUGCUGAAGAACUCAGGCUCUAUGGACAUAUCUACAUGUACAGAUUCUUUCCAGAUAUUGAGAUGAGAGCGUACCCCAUCAAAGACUAUCCUUGCAAGACCAAGUCAGCUGCUGCCAUUAUGCUGAUGAUCAUGAAUAAUCUGGAUCCCUCAGUGGCUCAGUUUCCCCAGGAGCUUGUCACUUACGGAGGAAAUGGGCAGGUCUUCAGCAACUGGGCACAGUUCUGGUUGGUAAUGCACUAUUUGUCAGAAAUGACUGAAGAGCAAACAUUAGUAAUGUACAGUGGACAUCCUCUGGGACUCUUUCCCAGCCAUCGAUACGCUCCUCGGUUAAUCAUUACUAAUGGCAUGGUUAUUCCCAACUAUUCUACCAGAGAUGAAUAUGAGAAAAUGUUUGCUUUGGGAGUAACAAUGUACGGCCAGAUGACUGCAGGAAGCUACUGCUACAUUGGACCUCAGGGAAUAGUCCAUGGGACUGUGCUCACAGUGCUGAAUGCAGGCCGUCGCUACUUGAAGGCAGAAGACCUAUCCGGAAAGGUGUUUGUUACUUCUGGUCUUGGAGGGAUGAGUGGGGCUCAAGCAAAGGCUGCAGUCAUUGCUGGGUGUGUGGGGAUCAUUGCAGAGGUUGAUGAAGCAGCGCUUUUGAAACGUUACAAGCAGGGCUGGCUCAUGGAAAUCUCUAACAACCUGGACCAUUGCAUUGCUAGUCUUAGAGAUGCAAGAAAGAAUAAAAUUGCCCUUAGUUUGGGUUACCAUGGGAAUGUAGUAGAUCUGUGGGAGAGGCUAGUGUAUGAGCUGGACACAACAGGAGAGCUGCUAGUUGAUCUGGGGUCUGACCAAACUUCAUGUCAUAACCCAUUCAGUGGGGGAUAUUAUCCAGUCCAGCUUGGCUUUGAGGAAGCAAAGCAGCUCCUGUCCACCAAUCCAGGGAAGUUCCGGACCAUGGUACAAGAGAGUCUGAGGAGACACGUGGCUGCUAUUAACAGACUAGCUGAUAAGGGCAUGUUUUUUUGGGAUUAUGGCAAUGCAUUUCUCUUGGAAGCUCAAAGGGCUGGUGCUGAUGUUGAGAAAAAAGGAGCCAAUAAAACAGAAUUCAGAUAUCCUUCCUACGUUCAGCACAUCAUGGGGGACAUUUUUUCCCUGGGAUUUGGGCCAUUCCGCUGGGUUUGUACCUCAGGUGACCCACAGGAUCUUGCUACCACUGACUCAAUUGCCAUGUCUGUGUUGGAGGACUCCAUUCGUCAGGGAGUGAGCACAUCUGUGAAGCAGCAGUACCAUGACAACAUCCGCUGGAUUCGGGAAGCUGGCAGGCACAGCUUGGUUGUUGGCUCUCAGGCUAGAAUCUUAUAUUCUGAUCAGAGGGGUCGUGUGUCUAUAGCCGUGGCUAUUAAUCGAGCGAUUUCCGAAGGAAGGAUUAAGUCUCCGGUAGUCCUCAGCCGAGAUCACCAUGAUGUGAGCGGGACUGACAGUCCUUACAGAGAAACGUCAAACAUUUAUGAUGGAUCCGCCUUUUGUGCAGACAUGGCAGUACAAAACUUCGUAGGAGAUGCGUUCAGAGGAGCAACCUGGGUUGCCUUGCACAAUGGUGGUGGAGUUGGCUGGGGUGAAGUGAUCAAUGGAGGAUUCGGCUUGGUUUUGGAUGGGUCCACAGAGGCUGAAGAACGAGCUAAGAUGAUGCUCAGCUGGGAUGUUUCCAAUGGAGUUGCAAGACGCUGCUGGUCAGGUAAUGACUACGCUUAUGAAACAAUCUGCCAAGCAAUGAAAGAGAAUGUCACAUUGAAAGUGACUCUUCCUCAAAAGGUGGUAGAUGAAGACAUCUUAGAGCAAGCCCUGCAAAGUUAGUGGUAUUCCAAGUGCAAUGUUGUCCUGGCAGAAAUAUUUGAAGCUGCUUCCUUGAUAUCCUACCUGUGCAAUUGAUAAAAACCUUGCAACUGU